Molecule: messenger RNA, 13105 nt
Organism: Chelonia mydas (Green sea turtle)
Lineage: Eukaryota; Metazoa; Chordata; Testudines; Cheloniidae
Gene: AHR
Product: aryl hydrocarbon receptor
Exons: 11
Coding region: 7687-10260 (857 amino acids)
Biological process (GO): regulation of transcription by RNA polymerase II
Cellular component (GO): nucleus; aryl hydrocarbon receptor complex
Molecular function (GO): transcription cis-regulatory region binding; protein dimerization activity; nuclear receptor activity
Source: RefSeq, a predicted model, not a curated record
UUAUACAUCCCGUCGCGCUCUCCCAUCCUCUUACCCCAUACCUCUCCUCUCCAUAAGUAUGCUACUUAGGGCUUGUCUUCUCUACUGGGGAGAUCCACGCUGCUGCAUUCAAUGCAGCAGGGGUCGAUUUAGCGGGUCUAGUGAAGAUCUGCUAAAUCGACGGCAGAGUGCUCUCCGGUCGACCCUGGUAUUCCAGCUCUCCGAGAAGUGUAAGGGAAGUCGACCAGAGAGCAUCUCCCGUCGAUGCAGCACAGUGAAGACACUGGGGUAAGUCGACCUAAGCUAUGUUGACUCCAGCUACAUUAUUUAUGUAGCUGGAAUCACAUAAUUUAGGUUGACUUACUGCGGUAAUGAAGACAAGCCCUUAGUUUUGAAGACAACAGACAUUAUUUUAAAUAUUGGCAUAUGGGAACUGCUUUUCUCCUGUGCCCACAGAAGUGUGAUUAUCUUAAAAAUUCGUGACUAUAUAACUUACACAAAAGUUGCUUAUUUUGCAAUCUAAUAACUAUUAUAAGAGAUUCUAUAAGAGAAACAGUCAUAGAGCAACACAGUACAGUGUAGUAGACACAUCAGUAAACUUGUUUGUUCCUUCACUUAGAGAAAUCUUUCUAUCUUUAGAUACACAUCUUUUUCCUUUUUAAUUUUUAAAAUUAAAGGUUCUUUCCACAUCCCAGAUGACUCAAUAAGCUUAGGGCUUCUGGGCCUGGCUCUCGGUUACAUUAAGGGCCUUUUACAGUGUUUGGGAGCAUAAAAGGAACUAAAAGUGUUUGUAAAUGGCUCUUGACAAUCCUCCUUGAACAAAGGACCUCCCUGGCUAGUGCAGAAGUGGCAUAAAGGUUCUGGCCUGGCCCUGCUCCCAGCCCAUAUCCCUGCUCCUUGAGUUGGGUGUGUGUCAAGGGAGUGACCAGAGCACACCACACUAUAGAAAUUCUCUGUUUCUCAGGUUCCAUGGAGAAUAGAACAUAAGUCAGAUAUGUCCCAAGAUAGCCCCAGCAUACGGGGAGCACAACGGUGGCUUAAAUUCACCUUACACCUCUCUCCGCUACCAGUUUCCUAUGUGCUUAGUUCUCCCCACCGUGGCUAAAAUGGAUUAAUUUCUAUAGCUUGCAUUAUGCUAGCUGGAAGAAACAGAUAUUUGAAUGUGGCUUGAAUAAGUAGGACAAAGGUUACAGAUGAGUCAGUUGCAGGUUUGAGUAACAUGGAGAAUGGUGGUGAUACUGAUGGUGACAGAGAAAGCACAGUAGACAGGGUUUUGGAGGGAUGAUAAGAAGUUUGACUUUGGACAUUUUAAGCUUAAAUUGAUUGUUAAACACCCAGGCAAUGUCAGAGAGGCUGAGAUGCCAGAUUGGAUGGAAAGAGGCACGAGUAUAGAUUUGAGAGUUGUCUACAUGGACAUGGCAGCUGAUACCAUAUGAGUACAUGAGAUCACCCAAAAAGAAAAAAAAUAAGAAUGAUAAAAGUAGGGGUGCAGGGCACAACUCUGUGAUACCGUUACAAACAGUGGGAGAGGAGGAUUCACUCAAAGAGAUGAAGAAGGAACAGUCAGAUGCAGGUGAACCAGGAGAAAACAGAAUUGCAGAAGACUAGGAUGAAGGAUGACAAGGAGGGGGUGAUUGACAGUGUCAAAGGUAGCGAAGAGGUCAAGAAAGGCAUGGAUGGAGUACAGACCUUGGGACCUAGCUGAGAAGCAGUUCUUAGAGACUUUUUGGUGAAAGCAGUUUAAAUGGAGUGGGUGUGGAAAACAGACUGGAAGAGAUCAAGGGAAGAGUUGGAAGAAGGGAGUUCAAGGCAAUGAUUGUAACCACAGCUUAGUGUUGAAGAGGAGAAUGAAGACAAAGUGGUAGUCUGAGAGGUAGGUUGGGUCAAGGAAUUUAUUUUGUGGAUGGGGGAGAUCACAGUAUGCUUGUAUUUAGAGGGGAAGGAGUUAGAUAAUAAUGAAAGGUUAAGGAGGGAGAAGGCUGUAAGGGGGAUAUGGGAGUUGAGUAGGCUGAAAGGAAUGGGGGGCUCAUGAUAGAUAGAGGGUUUAAAGGACAACAACGGGUAAGAUACCUCAGUUUUGGUCACAGGGUGAAAGAGGAAGGGGUAUAAGAGGUGGGAGAUGAGGAAAGAAGGAGUUUAUAGUGCAUCUUGUUGAUCUUUUCAUUGAAAAAUCUUGGGAAGAUCUUGUGCGGAGAGAGACAUGGGUGAAUGGGUCUGAGGAGGAAGUAGAAGGUGGUAAAUAGGAAACAGCUAUCAUGGACAUGGCAAUCAAUUUGAGUGGAGAAAUAGGUCUGUUUGGCUAGGAAUAUGACAAAACUAAUGGAGAUGAGAACAAACUUAUGCUCAGGAAACACUUUUUCUUCUGUUAUACUUCAUUUAAACUUAAGUUUCUGCAAGCUUUAUUUGCCAUAUACAUAUAUUUUUUUCUAAACAUAAUUUUAUAACUUACUUUGGAAUUUGCUGCCUCUUUUUCAUUUUAUUUUAGCAGUCAAAUCAAUAUAGUGGCUUCACUAUAUUUUGCCUCAGACAUAGAUUGAGAGGUAAACAAUUGAGCCACCAAAAAAGACUGAUAAUUGCCUCGUGUGUUUUGUGCUAUUUAGAUCGCAAUUUCAUCAGUACGAGGUCUAUAUUUUCUCCUCUGUUUUGUACAGGAGUAAGCAUACUGUCAAUUUUCAGAGUAACAGCCAUGUUAGUCUGUAUUCGCAAAAAGAAAAGGAGUACUUGUGGCACCUUAGAGACUAACCAAUUUAUUUGAGCAUAAGCUUUCGUGAGCUACAGCUCACUUCAUCGGAUGCAUACUGUGGAAAGUGUAGAAGAUCUUUUUAUACACACAAAGCAUGAAAAAAUACCUCCCCCCCACCCCACUCUCCUGCUGAUAACAGCUAAUCUAAACCCCUCCAACGCAUUAUUAAGGAUCUACAACCUAUCCUGAAGAAUGACCCAACACUCUCCCGAAUCUUGGGAGACAGGCCAGUCCUUGCCUACAGACAGCCCCCCAACCUGAAGCAAAUACUCACCAGCAACCACAUACCACACAACAGAACCACUAACCCAGGAACCUAUCCUUGCAACAAAGCCCGUUGCCAAUUGUGCCCACAUAUCUAUUCAGGGGACACCAUCACAGGGCCUAAUAACAUCAGCCACACUAUCAGAGGCUCGUUCACCUGCACAUCCACCAAUGUGAUAUAUGCCAUCAUGUGCCAGCAAUGCCCCUCUGCCAUGUACAUUGGUCAAGCUGGACAGUCUCUACGUAAAAGAAUAAAUGGACACAAAUCAGAUGUCAAGAACUAUAACAUUCAUAAACCAGUCGGAGAACACUUCAAUCUCUCUGGUCACGCGAUUACAGACAUGAAAGUUGCGAUAUUACAACAAAAAAACUUCAAAUCCAGACUCCAGCGAGAAACUGUUGAAUUGGAAUUCAUUUGCAAAUUGGAUACAAUUAACUUAGGCUUGAAUAGAGACUGGGAGUGGCUAAGUCAUUAUGCAAGGUAACCUAUUUCCCCUUGUUUUUUCCCAACCCCCCCCCCUCCCCCCCCCGACGUUCUUGUUAAACCCUGGAUUUGUGCUGGAAAUGGCCCACCUUGAUUAUCAUACACAUUGUAAGGAGAGUGGUCACUUUAGAUAAGCUAUUACCAGCAGGAGAGUGGGUUUGUGUGUGGGGGGGGGGAGGGGGUGAGAAAACCUGGAUUUGUGCUGGAAAUGGCCCAACUUGAUUAUCAUACACAUUGUAAGGAGAGUGAUCACUUUAGAUAAGCUAUUACCAGCAGGAGAGUGUGUUUUGUGCUAUUUAGAUCGCAAUUUCAUCAGUACGAGGUCUAUAUUUUCUCCUCUGUUUUGUACAGGAGUAAGUAAACUGUCAAUUUUCAGAGUAACAGCCAUGUGGGGGGAGGUAUUUUUUCAUGCUUUGUGUGUAUAAAAAGAUCUUCUACAUUUUCCACAGUAUGCAUCCGAUGAAGUGAGCUGUAGCUCACGAAAGUUUAUGCUCAAAUAAAUUGGUUAGUCUCUAAGGUGCCACAAGUACUCCUUUUCUUCAUACUGUCAAUACUGAACAAAUAUUGUACCAACAAUCAGCUACAGGGAAGCUGUAGGAUUACUGAAACAUAACUGUGCAGUCUUGCAGUUAUGGAAUUCCAUGCAUUGAUUGGUUCUGGCUGUCUGAUUAGCAUAAUCAUUGUAUCAUUAUUUCUCAGUAAUUACACAGCAUAUUAAUACCUGUACUAUAGCUAAUUACAUCUAUCAGCCAAUCCAAACAGAAGGAUUUGCAUAAUCUUGUAUUGUUUUUAAUAACCAUCUAGUGAAUAUGCAGUUGUUGUUACUGGCCGUUUUUGCCCCUUACACUCUGGCUGGUUCUUGUAGUCAGAUUUAAGCCAUUUAUCCAGCACACACACAAAAAAAGACAUUGCCUCAGCUUCUCACUCCUUGUAGCUGAAGUAGAGAACUCCAAGAUGAAUAGUGCUGGGGAAAUCCAAAGGCAAAGAAAAUUUCCCUCCAAGGUGCUAAAAGGGAAAAUGUGCUUCUCUUUGACUCAUUUCCCUCCUUGGGGCCCAGUCAUACUUCCACUGAAACUACUGAGAAAUUUGCAGGUGAUUUCAAUGGGAGGAAGACUGGACUCCUCUUCUCUCUCCCUACAGGUCAGCAGGGCUUUUGUUUCAGCAAAGACUUGUAUAUAUUUUGUUUUACGUUGGGAGAUUUCUGCCCCUGCCUCAGAGUUCUGACACAAACUGUAUUGUUACCUAGGAGGAGAAGAACCUUGCUGAGCUGUAGAAAAGAUGAAAAUGAGGAGGGAAGAAAAAAUGAUCAAAGUUAGGGCUCUCAAUUAAUUGCAGUUACUCAAGUGAUUAAUUGAAAAGAAACUAACUUGAUUAAAAAAUUAUUGCAGUUAAUCAGUUUUAAACACACUGUUAAACAAUAAUACAAUACCAAUUGUAAUUUAUAAAUAUUUUGGAUGCUUUUCUACAUUCAAUUUGAAUUACAACAUAGAAUACAAAGUGUAUAGUGCUCACUUUAUAUUAUUUUUAUUGCAAAUAUUUGCACAGUAAAAAGAUAAACAAAAGAAACAGUAUUUUUCAAUUCACUUCAUACAAGUACUAUAGUAAUCUAGUAGUAAUUUCUUUCUCAUGAAAGUGGAAUUUACAAAUGUAGAUUUUUUUGUUACAUAACUACACUCAAAAACAAAACAAUGUAAAACUUUACAGCUUACAAGUCCACUCAGUCCUACUUCUUUUUCAGCUAAUUGCUAAGAUAAAGAAGUUUGUUCAAAUUUACAGGAGAUAAUGCUGCCCACUUCUUAUUUACAAUGUCACCUGAAAGGAAGAACAGGCAUUCGCAUGGCAGUUUUGUAGCCAGAGCUGCAAGGUAUUUACAUGCCAGAUAUGCUAAACAUUUGUAUAUCUCUUCAUGCUUCAGCCACCCUUCCAGAGGACAUAUUUCCAUGCUGAUGACACUUGUUAAAAAAAAAAAGUGAUAAUUAAAUUUGUGACUGAACUCCUUGGGGGAGGAUUGUAUAUCUCUGGCUUUGUGGUUUUACUCACAUUCUGCCAUACAUUUUGUGCUAUGGCAGUCUCCGAUGACGACUCAGCAUAUGUUGUUCAAUUUAAGAACAGGUUUCAGGGUAGCAGCCGUGUUAGUCUGUAUUUGCAAAAAGAAAAGGAGUACUUGUGGCAUCUUAGAGACUAACCAAUUUAUUUGAGCAUAAGCUUUCAUGAGCUACAGCUUAAGAACAGUUUCACUGCAGAUGUGACAAAAUGCAAAGAAGGUGAAUGUGAGAUUUCUAAAGAUAGGUACAGCACUCGACCCAAGGUUUAAGAAUCUGAAGUGCCUUCCAGAAUCUGAGAGGGACGAGGUGUGGAACAUGCUGUCAGACGUCUUAAAAGAGCAACACUCCGAUGCAGAAACUACAGAACCCUAACCCCCAAAAAAGAAAAACAACCUUCUGUUGGUGGAAUCUAAUUCAGAUGAUGAAAAUGUAUGUGUAUCAGUCCCGCACUGCUUUGGCACAUUAUUGAACAGAACCUGUCAUCAGCAUGGAAGCAUCUCCUCUGGAAUGGUGGUUGAAGCAUGAAAGGGCAUACGAACGUUUAGCAUUUUUCGCAUGUAAAUACCGUCCAUGCUGGAUACAAAAGUGCCAUGGGAACGCCUGUUCUCAUUUUCAGAUGACAUUGUAAAUAAGAAGCAGGCAGCAUUAUCUCUCAUAAAUAUAAACAAACAUGUUUGUCUUAGUGAUUGGCAGAAUAAGAAGUAGGAGUGAGUGGACUUGUAGGCUCUAAAGUUUUACAUUGUUUUAUUUUUGAGUGCAGUUUAUGUAAAAAUAAUAGUGCAACUUAUAAAUGUAGAAUUAUUUUCACACUAAAGAGACUGCACUACAGUACUUGUAUGAGGUGAAUUGAAAAAUACUGUUUCUUUUGUUUAUCUUUUUACAGUGCAAAUACCUGUACUAAAAUAAUAAUAUAAAGUGAGCACUGUACACUUUAUAUUACUGUGUUGCAGUUGAAAUUAAUCUAUUUGAAAAAUGUAAAAACAACCAAAAUAUGUAAAUAAAUUGUAUUCUAUUAUUAACAGUGAGGCCAAAACGGCAAUUAAUCAUGAUAUUUUUAAUCUCACAAUCAUGAUUAUUUUUAAUUGGUUGACUGCCCUAGUCAAAAUGCAUGAUGAUUCUGACUGAACAGCGGGACUUAGCAGCACGUUAGCAGCCCACGUCGCUUGUAAUUUUGUUUUUCCUUUAAAAUGUAAUGGCUUUCCCCCUUAGCAAGACCGUAACCAUAUCCUGGGCUCUUAUCUUGCAGAAUUUCAUAGGUGCAGUCACGGGUUGGUUGUAGGGAAGGGCAUGAGCUGCCCCCACACUCCUCCUCCUCCACUCAGGGCAGGUCCAGGCCUCACCAGCACCCUGCUCCUUCCUCCCUGCGGUGGGCUCACACCUGCUGUCCCAGCGGCGGGCGGCCCCCGAGUUAAUGUAGGCGGGGGUGAGGAGCGGCGAUGCGGGGCGCACAGCUCUCCCCUUGCACCCAGGCAGCGCCGGUGCCUGUCUGGACGGGAAAUGCCCUGAUUUCUGUGCCUUCCCUUGUUGUUCUCGUUGACCGCGGUAGCUAUUCUGCCGGGCGUCGGGGCCUGCGUCUCCCACCUCCCCCGUCUCGGCGGGCCGGCCUGCUGCUCCUGCUCCGUCCGUGGGGCUGGCGGCGGGCCUCAGCAACCUCGGUCCCGGCGGCCUGUCGCCGGGCGUGACCUACCCAACAUGGCGGCGCACGCCGCCCCCUCACGUAGGCAGCCGGCGGAGCCUCCCCCGCGGGGCGGGGAGAGCAGUGGGAGGCUGGCUGGCUGGCUCUGAGACCGCAGCGGCCGGGGGCGGUGAGCUGCGACAGACGUUUGCCCGGCCCGCGGCGGCCGCACUGGGACAGAGGGAUCGUCGCAGCCGCCAGCAGCGGCAGCAGCCUCGGGGUGCGGUGGCCAGGCCCCGACCUUCCCAGGCAGGAGAAGCCGCCGCUGCCGGCAGCGGGAGCUGGAAAGCCCCGGCCGCCCCCGCCCCUGUUUCCGGGGGCACAGAGGCGUUGGUGGGUGUCGCCGGCGCUGAUCACCUGGGCUCCCCGCCCUCUCUCGGCCGGGGGAGCCGCGCUGCAGACGGGCAGGGCCGGGCAGCUGCGGUGCCGAGCGGGCUCGCCGGGGUGUUGCAACGGCUGCGGGACGGGGAGCCGCGGCGGCGGCAGCAGCAGCAAGAUGAACCCCAAUAUCACUUACGCCAAUCGCAAGCGGCGGAAACCCGUGCAGAAAAUAGUAAAGCCGUCCCCAUCUGAAGGAGCCAAGUCCAAUCCAUCCAAGAGACACAGAGACAGAUUGAAUGCAGAGUUAGAUCGCUUGGCUAGCCUCUUGCCUUUCCCACAAGAUGUUAUCGCCAAACUGGAUAAACUGUCUGUGCUUAGGCUUAGUGUGAGUUACCUGAGAGCCAAAAGUUUCUUUGAUGUUGCAUUAAAAUCUUCCAACUGUACCAGACCUGAGAUAAAUGGCAUUCAGGACAGCUGCAGAACAACUAAGCCUGGAGAAGGCAUACAUCUACUAGAAGGAGAACUUUUAUUACAGGCAUUAAAUGGCUUUGUGCUGGUUGUUACAGCAGAUGCGCUAGUCUUUUAUGUCUCUUCAACCAUCCAGGACUAUCUGGGGUUCCAGCAAUCUGAUAUUAUACACCAGAGUGUAUUUGAAUUGAUUCAUACAGAAGACAGAUCUGAGUUUCAGCAUCAGCUUCAUUGGGCGUUAAACCCUGCACAACCUUCGGAUUCUGCAGAGAGAAUACAAGGAGAUAAUGGCUUUUCACAGCCAGCAGCCUGUUAUAAGCCAGAACAGCUUCCUCCAGAGAAUUCUUCCUUUAUGGAAAGAAAUUUCGUCUGCAGAUUACGGUGCCUCCUGGAUAAUUCAUCUGGGUUCUUGGCCAUGAAUUUUCAAGGGAGAUUAAAGUUUCUUCAUGGACAGAACAAGAAAGGGAAGGAUGGCUCUCCUGUCUCUCCUCAGCUGGCUCUAUUUGCAGUGGCUACCCCACUGCAGCUUCCAUCCAUCCUUGAGAUACGAACCAAAAACUUCAUUUUCAGAACUAAGCACAAACUGGACUUCACACCUACAGGCUGUGAUGCAAAAGGAAAAAUUGUGCUGGGAUACACUGAAGCAGAGCUGUGUAUGAGAGGAACAGGAUAUCAGUUUCUUCAUGCAGCUGAUAUGCUUUAUUGUGCUGAGAAUCAUAUCCGAAUGAUAAAAACUGGAGAGAGUGGCAUGACUGUGUUUAGACUUCUUACCAAAGAAAAUGGAUGGGCCUGGGUUCAAGCAAAUGCACGCCUGAUCUACAAAAACGGAAGACCUGAUUAUAUCAUUUCAACACAGAGACCUCUUACGGAAGAAGAAGGGGAAGAGCAUUUACGGAAGCGAAACAUGAUGGUGCCUUUUAUGUUUGCAACUGGUGAGGCUGUGUUGUAUGAGGUAACUUUCCCUUUGCCUAGCCUAAUGGAUCCCCUGCAGACAAAAGUUAAAAGCACCAAGGGGAAAGGACCUCCUGCCAAAGCUACACUACAUAAAGAAUAUGUUGAUCCAAACUCACUUCUGGGUGCCAUGUUAAGACAAGAUGAGUCUGUAUAUCUCUGUCCUCCUGCUUCAGAUAAACUUUCUUUUGAGAGAAACUUGUUUACGGACACCAGCGAUGAAUUGGGCAACAUUGUUACCAGUGACUGGCAAGAUAAUCUCUUACCAACUGGAAAUAACAUCCUGAAACGGGAACAAAUCAACUGUCCCCAGGAAAGCAACUUAAUGCUUACUGAGGACAGUGCAGAGCUCUUUCAAGAUAAUAAAAAUAGUGACUUGUACAACAUCAUGAGAAGUCUGGGUAUUGACUUUGAAGAUAUAAAAUGUAUUCAGCAGGAUGAGGAGUUUUUUAAAGCUGAAUUUUCUUGUGUGGAUGAUAUUGGAGACAUCAACAUAACUGAUGAAAUCCUGACCUAUGUUGAGGAUUCUAUAAAUAAUAAGCCUGACUUCUUGUAUUCAGGUUGCCAUCAGCAACAGACAACGGUUCAGAACUCUGUCUGUUUGGUACAGCAACAUUUGGACAAACAGCAACUUAAUCAGCACCAAAAACAAGUGGUUGAGCAGCAGCAGCAGUUAUGUCAGAAGAUGAAGUAUAUGCAAGUCAAUGGGAUGUUCACAAAUUGGAACUCUGGUAGUAGUGUGCCUUUUAGCUGUUCACAGCAGCAGCCAGUGCAAUAUGUUUUUUCUGACAUGCAUGGUACUACUCAAGAGUUCGCUUACAAAUCAGAAGUCAACCCUCCACCUCAUGCAUGUAGGCAGGAGUUUAUGCCUUAUAAACAGCCCACAACCCCCGUGCCACAGCUCUCUAGUUUUACCCAAAUAGAUUUCCCCAUAGGACAUUUUGACAGAUCAAUCUAUCCUGGUUCUUCAAGCAUGGAGGAUUUUCUCAGUUGUUCACAACAAGUCCCCGAGAAUCAAGAGUGUGGAAUAAACUCUCAGCCAGUUAUGGUAACUCCUCAAACAUGCUAUGCAGGUGCUGUGUCUAUGUACCAGUGUGUUCCAGAAACUCAACCCAACCCUAUGGAUCAAAUGCAAUAUAAUUCUAUGAUGGAGGGUCAACUAUUGUUAAAUAAGUUCCAAAAUGGUUUCGGUGAAAUAAACUUACAUGAAGCAUAUCCCUCUCAGUUAGAUGUCAUCAAUAACACACAGACUGCUACACACCUUCAGCCGCUUCAUCAUCCGACAGAAUCCAGACCUUUCUCAGAUUUGGCAUCCAAUGGAUUUAUGUAAUUCAGAGCCAAUAUCCCAUCUGUGGUUUUUGAUGGCUGUCACUUUGGUCUGUGAAGGAGAGCUUGAUAAGGCUAUGAACACUGGGCUUUAAAGCCCCGAAUACAUUUUGAGUAGUUGAGGCUGGUUGCACUAUAUACCAAUAGGACAUGUAAUCCAAAACCUGACUUUUUGGGGUAGAAAUAGGAACUAUACUUUGACUAAAAGUGUGCAUGCGCUGUUGUCAGUCAGAUUGAAAAUGUGGUGUUGCUGCAAUAUGGAUUAUGUACUACAUACAUCGCGUUGUAGAACAUAAGAUAAGGUAAAUGGUUUUAUUAUUUAGAAAAUAAAUGGGCACUUUGACGACCUACCUAGUAAUGGCACAAAGGAAAAUGUUUUCACGCUUGGAUUAUUGCCAGAUUUUAUUUUUUAAAAAUUGAAAUUUAAAAAGAAUGAUCUAAAUUUAAGAGCAUCAGAAGCACUUAUUUUUUACUGCAUACUAAGCUUUUUCCUGUGAUUAAUUGCUUGUUAUUUUAGCUCCUUUUGUUUUAAUUUCCAGUUCUAGCACUUUAAUAGAUGGAUUAAAACAAGGAUUUGAUAUGCAAUUUGAGGUUUUAUAUAAACAAAUCCAUUGCAUUCCUCCUUUACUGACAAUCUUAAGUGCCUCACAACUUAGCUACCUUAUUUCUGAAAGGAAGCUUGUUUUGGAAAACAUUCACCAUAAAUUAGUCAUCGACAUUGUGUGAACUUUUAAGUAACAUAUACAGUGCUAUUGGCUUUCUUUUUUCUAUAAAGUUUUUAGCAAUUGCUGUUUCGAAUUAGACUCAGUUCUGAGUCUGCAGAGUUGUAACACUUAUCUGGAGAUGUAAAUGUUUUACAUUUAGUUCAAGUAAAGGGUUUUGUUGUUCUGUACUACACAUCUGCUUUCUUCAGGUAAAACAGGGUAAAAACAACAGAGAUUUUGCAUGGGGGAGGAUUCCUCAAGAUUAGUUUCAGAUUUUCAAGGCUGAAAAACAUGUGCCUUAUCUUGUGUUAAAACACUUGUAAUGUUCUUCGGAAAUAAAAGUACAAGGCUGCUCUAUGCAAAUACUUUCACUAGAAUGGAUAUCGAAAAGGGUUAACUUUUAAAUUAUGGGGGAAGAGCUGUCUCAAUAGUAAAUAGUAUUGAGGUUUACUUUUGUAAAAAAUGUCUUCACUGAUAGUCAAAGUUCGAUUGACUGCAGUUUUUAACAUUGCGGGGGGAAGGGAGGGUCUGCUAUUAAAUGUUAUCCCUGAUAAAUUGCACUCUAAAGAAAAAGUGAUCAUUUUUUCAUUUGUGAACCCACUUGAAAAGAACUAUGUGCAAAAUAUAAAAUUGAAAAAAAAUUAGUUCAAGUUCAGAGAGAUUAUCCUAGUAAUGAAAAAGAUGUUUGUAUUUUUUGUUUUCAGAAAAGCUAAAAAUAUUGCUUUGGGUUUUUUAUUUGAGAGAAUUGCUAGAAUUGUAGACACCAAUGUUUGGUGCAAAACAGUAGCAUAAUGGAAAAAUACAGAAACGUGUAUAUGUUCAAAUUAUUGCAUACUCUUGUGUGCUGUAUUGUUCAUAUGUAAUGUCUUUGUAAAAUAUUUUAAAACAGUUAAUUUUAAAGUGUUACAUCAUAUAUAUAAAGAUGAAAUGUUUACAUUCGUUGUGUAUACAUAUAAAUUACAGUGUAGGCAGUUUGUUAAAAAGGAAACAAAAAUAAACCACCUUCCUCUUGGUUGGUGUUCAUAUUGUUUAAUACAAGGACAAUUGGAGUUUUUUAACUUGAGGAGAGAGAAUAUUUUGCAAAAUUGUUGAAAAUGUGAUGCGGGAGCUUUCAUUCCACCGUUUGUGCAAUCUGCACUGAAAUAACUACAAAGCUAAAUACUGUGCAUUAGAUUUUCAUCCCAUUUCUUUGAUUUCUUCUUUGAAACACACUCUCCAAAAGUAAAACUCAUUUCCUUCUAUAGUGUAAUAUGAUCUGCUAGACAGAAUAUCAAAUUCAGUUGUAGAAUUUCAGAUGCAUGACUCUACCAAUUCCUUUAAAUAAAGUUACCAAGGGAGAAACGGAUGUCAAGGAAAUAACUUGUAUUAAUACUCUUCAUUAUUCAGGAAAGCCCUAAAAAGAAAUUGGCUUGGGGCAUGAAAUUAAAAUUUUAAAAGUUUCAAACUUCGUGAUAUCUCACGCUGAAAACAAAAAGUUUUGAUUUUAAUAGCAUCUGGAUUCACAUUUUAACAUUUAAAUUUUUAAUUUAAGGUAAGUUUUAACCAAUUUCUUGCAUUUCUAGUUAGUGUAUCACUUUUUAAGAGUGUGAAUUUGACAACCUGUUAUAUAAAUUCUGUAAAACUGAAAGAUUCAAAGGGAUAACGUACAUUUUUACAUCAGUAUAAAUAAAAAUGUAUCUGAUCAGUCUAGCUAAACCAAAACCUUCUUGUUCUAUCACUAAGUGCCAAGGAAGCAGCAGUACUAGUGUACUGCCUUAUUAUAAACAUUAGUUUUGUUAUAUACAUAAUACCAGUUUUUUUCUGUAGCUGUGCCUACAACAAACCCAUGAUUGACUGUGUAUUAGUGAACUAUUAAUCUACACCAAAUUACUUCAAAAGUGCACAGGAAAUUUUGAAUGUCUUCAUUAGCCCUCCAGUUCUGUUAUGAUAUAAGAUAUAACCCAUUGUUAAUCAGUAUUACUACCCAUUUUUGUACCAGUUUUCUUGGCUUGUUUUGCUUUAAGUUCUUAUUUCUGAUUUGCUAUGCCUGCACAUGCCAUGCAAUACGUUUCUUGGCUUAGGGUAUGUUUUUUGUAGUGUUCUUACUGACCUUCAGCAAUGUUUGUAAAACAUAAUAUAUGGUAAUAAAAUAAUCAUAUGAAUGUA